AUGGCCUCCAGAAUGCCCCUGCGUUCCCUUUCAAGGGCUACGCAGCUUUUCAAUAUCCGACCAUGGACUUGUUCGACUUGCAGAGUUGGCAGUGCUCGACCUCUACCCUUGCGCCGCGGAGUCGCGACAACUCCGAGCACGAACACACCCAAGAAACCGUACUAUGUCACCACGCCGAUUUUCUACGUCAAUGCCGCACCCCAUGUCGGUCAUCUUUACACCAUGGUCAUGGCCGAUAUCUUGAAGCGAUGGCAGGUCCUCCUCGGCGAUAGCGAUGCGCAGUUGUUGACCGGCACAGACGAGCAUGGAAUGAAGAUUCAACGAGCCGCUCUCGAAGCUGGGAUGGAUACCCAAGCAUUUUGCGACAUGAACUGCCGAACCUUCGAGUCUCUUGCGAAUGCCGCAAACCUUAGCCAUGACCAUUUUAUUCGAACAACAGAUCCGGAACAUCGCGAGGCCGUACAAUAUUUCUGGGAAAUGCUGAAACACCGGGGAUAUAUCUACACCUCCAAGCACGAAGGGUGGUAUUCGGUCAGCGAUGAAACAUUUUACCCGCAGACACAAGUACAAAACUCCCUCGAUCCAUCAACAGGCAGAAAACGCAUGGUGUCAAUCGAGACAGGAAAAGAGGUCGAGUGGUCGUCUGAAAUUAACUAUCACUUCCGUCUUUCAGCCUUCAAGGACCGUCUUCUCGAGUUGUAUCAGAGACCCGACUCCUUCAUCACACCUUCGACAUAUGCAACUGAACUGAUCCAGUCGGUUUCUUCCGGGUUGCAAGACUUGUCAAUUUCUCGGCCGGCGGAGCGCCUGACCUGGGGUAUCCCGGUUCCCGGCGACAACACUCAAACCAUCUAUGUCUGGUUGGAUGCUCUCGUUAAUUAUCUGACCCGAGCAGGAUAUCCUUUCCCCCGGGGCAGGAAAAUACAUCAAUCUGGCCAGCAAAUGUUCACGUUCCACUGCGUCUAUUGGCCUGCCUUCCUCAUGGCCCUGGACUUACCCUUGCCCCGGAACGUCCUCGUGCACGGGCAUUGGACAAUGAAUCGCGAGAAAAUGUCGAAAUCUACAGGCAAUGUGGUGAACCCGUUCUUCGCCAUUGACCGGUUCGGAGUGGACGGCAUGCGAUUCUUCCUGGCCUACCAGGGCGGUCUCGCCAACGACGCUGAUUACGACAAUUCCUUCAUCACGCGUGACUACAAGAAGUUGCUGCAAGGGGGUAUCGGCAAUCUCGCCAGUCGCACCAUUGGAGUUGCGAAGGGGAAGCUGGGCUCGUAUAUUCAGGCCGCCACGUCUAAUAAGCUCCCAGCCCCAUCUCCAGCCGAUGUGGAACACCAGAUCAUGUUGGUGCAAGCGCCCCCGAGGGUUGCCGAGCAGAUGACCGGCUUGAACCCCCGUGCCGCGCUACAUGAAAUUAUGAGCAUAAUCGAGAAGACUAACAAAUACUUCCAUGCGGCGGAGCCGUGGAAAACAUCCGACCAUCAAUGGGUUCUCUUCAACGUGGCGGAAUCACUUCGUAUCACCGCCAUUCUCCUGCAGCCUUUCAUGCCUGGAAAGUCACAGGAACUGCUUGAGAUGCUUCGCGUAGACACAUCCAAUCCGUCCAAGCGGUCCUUUGCAGCGGCGGUCUAUGGCUCGGACCAAGAUUACGGUCAGGAUGUCCAGAAGGGCUAUCUUUUCCUUCCCCUCCUCACGGAGGACUAA
Molecule: messenger RNA, 1698 nt
Organism: Penicillium manginii
Lineage: Eukaryota; Fungi; Ascomycota; Eurotiomycetes; Eurotiales; Aspergillaceae
Product: methionine--tRNA ligase MSM1
Exons: 7
Coding region: 1-1698 (565 amino acids)
Biological process (GO): methionyl-tRNA aminoacylation
Molecular function (GO): methionine-tRNA ligase activity; ATP binding
Source: RefSeq, a predicted model, not a curated record